Musa acuminata AAA Group (dessert banana) is the source of this 919-nucleotide messenger RNA. RefSeq lists its product as uncharacterized. The transcript is spliced from 4 exons. Lineage: Eukaryota; Viridiplantae; Streptophyta; Magnoliopsida; Zingiberales; Musaceae. Bases 211 to 732 code for a protein of 173 amino acids. The record is from RefSeq and is a predicted model, not a curated record.
UUCUUUAACCUCAAGUCAGUGAAUAAAAGUCGAAGGCGGUGGGAGGCGCCGCCUUCGGAGGAGAGAAGAAGCGGUCGGGGGAGCCGCACCGCCUCUUCCCUCCUCUUUCUCCCUCGUCCUUGCACGCCGUCGCCUGAUCCAGUUCUUGGAAGUCGAUCCCCGAUCCGAGUCCUGGGAAAUCGGGGCCGUCGUCUCGAGAUUUGAUCGGAGAUGGAGAGUCGCACUCUAAGACUGGGUGGUAUCGGGCAGCUGUUCCCGGAGUUCUUGCCUGAUGCAAGAGUUCCAAGAGUCGAAGUUAUCUGUCCUCAGCCUCGUCGCGCCCCGAAAGCAACCUCCUCUGUGUUAGACUGGGUUGGGGAUUUUGGUUCCAAGGCAAAGGGCAUUUUGCCUGCACUUCAAGGGGAUCACAGGCUCAAUAUUUUGGAUACUCUACUUGGCAAGGAUGAAUCCGAGGAGGGCUUGGAUUCAAGCAAGCAACCAGGUUUCUUCUGUGGCUCACCUCCUGUCCGAACAAACAACCCGGUAGUCUGGGAUGCUCUCUUUGUUGAAGAAAACCUAUCGUUUAUUUCUUCUCCAGACGACAUAUAUGAUGAAACAAGGACUCCGAGUCGGGGAGAAAGAAACUCCCAUUCAUGUGGCUCUUCAUUUGUAGCAAAACUCGAUUCCAGAACCGAACAAUUCGCUCGGGGAGAUCCACAAGACCGCCGUCGUGUGGUAUCUGCCCUGUCCUGAUUUAACUGCUGCUGUCGAAAAUUUUCCUUCCUUUGUACAUGCGCCAUGCUUUAGAAUUGAUGUGUACACAGCUCUUGCAUCUGGGGUUUGGUCUGCUUCAGUCUAAUAGAGAUUGUUGAAGAGGUUGUAAAAAAGUGCUAGUAGUUGUUUAUGUGUAAUCUAAUAUAAUAUAUAUCUUCAUGACUGA